This is a messenger RNA of Pyricularia oryzae 70-15, 989 nucleotides long. RefSeq lists its product as uncharacterized. Lineage: Eukaryota; Fungi; Ascomycota; Sordariomycetes; Magnaporthales; Pyriculariaceae. Bases 134 to 817 code for a protein of 227 amino acids. The record is from RefSeq and is a predicted model, not a curated record. The transcript has 2 exons.
UAGACAUCAUACAUGGAAUAUUUUCCUCAGAUUCAUUUGCUUGACCAUCUUGAUGUCCAUGAAGCUGUGAUUAUUCUGUUUCCAUCUUCCAACAACCCAUUUUCUCCUGCCUAUUCACCCAAAGGUUUCCAAAAUGUCUCAAGUAACCAAGUCUUUCGAGGAGCACAACAUCAUUCCAGACGUCCUGCCGGCCGGGACUCAGGUUCCACACAACCUAGGAAUUCACUGGCCCAAGGUGAAUCUCCGAGCCCCAGGCGACCGGCUGCACAGGGACGAGGUCCAGGAGACUCCGACGAUAACGACGGAUCUCAAGCCAAAAGAUGCCGACACGCAAGAAUACGUGCUCCUAAUGGUGGACCCAGACCUGACGCACUACAACGACCGCACCUUUGGCCAGGUGCGCCACUGGCUGGUGCCCAAGGUGAAGCUGUCGAGCGACGGCAACGUCAGCAUCAACCAGGCCGCGACCAUCUCGCCGUACGUGGGCCCGGCGCCGCUGGCCGCGCACCUGGUGGUGGGCGAGUCGCGCCCCAGCCGCUACACCUUUCUGCUACUCAAGCACCGGACCGCCGGCCCGCCCGCCGUGCUGGACCCGGACACGCUCAAGGCGCACUACGAGGGCGACGCGGGCCAGUUUGGCGGCGAGAUGCAAAACGUCAUUGACCGCAUGGGCUUCGACACGGCCGUCUUUAUGCAAAAGAAUGGGCUCGAGGUCGUCGCCGGCACGUUUAUGUUUGUCGAGGGCAACGUCAAGAGCACCUUGGCCAAUGCUGGUCUGUUGGCCACGGGCGUGGCGCAAAAGGUGGCAGGGCAGUGAUUUGUGAGUGAUUAUGGGUCGAGGCGAGUUAUGCGAUUUCGUUGUUGCGGAACGGUAAAUCUGUAGGGGAUCAGUUUCUACUUUUCUUUCGGUAUCCCAGAAAAUCACACCACUUUUCCAGAUCGGUCUACUUGUAGCUUUUUGACUAAUAUUACCAUGUGAGCUUUGUGGG